UUGUGAUUCUAGGGUAUUGGUUUUUUUGGUGAAUUAUGGUGAUCAAAUUUUUCUUUUUGUGAUUUUGUUGAAUGGUGACAGGGUCUGUUUGGUUGAUGAGAAAAUUGAUAGAUAUGGGAGGGGAAGUGUUUGGUUUACGAGAAAAUUGAGGGGGGGAUGGUGUUUGGGCUUGGAAAAGCUUUGAACUUGGUGCGAAAGGAUUAAGCUUUACAACCUUUUUUUUUAUUAUUAGUUUUUUUAAUUAGGGACUUGGGAGGUUAUGUAUGGACCUGAAUUAUUAAGGAGAAUUAUAGAUGGAUGGAUUGGAAUACAAUUCUUGUGUUUGAACUGUUUUUCCAUUGUUAAUGGUUGUUUCAAAACUGUGAGAUAAAGGACAAGUUGUGUGUUAAAGUGUAUUGUUAAGCUUGAAAAGGAAUGAACUUGCGUGAGAGAAGGAUUGGAGAUUUUUUUUUCUUCGUUGUGUUGUAAUUAGGUGUUUAGUGGUUUAGGAUUAAUAUAUUAUUAAGGAAAAUUAGUGCUAGAUUCAAUGGAAUUCAAACUUAACCGUCAACUGUUUCUUAAAUGCUUAGUUGUAAUUUGAUUUUGCUGAGGUUUAUUUGCGGUGUUCUAAUUGUUAUUCGUUAUUUAAGUAAUUGGAUGCUCUGCAAUGGAAAUUUUUUCUGACACACAAACACCUUUUUUAACCUUUUUCCUUUUGCUUUUGGGUGCUCCUGGCUGCAGGAUUUACUGAGUUCUAGUAUUUAUUCGAAUCCGCACUGCUUAAUCCUUUGCUUAGGUGUGAGUACCUGGAGGAUCUGAUGCUAAAUUACAUGGUUAAUUGACUUUUCUUUUUGCUUUAUUGGCAUAGAUGAUUUUGAUGGAAACUUAUCUCUGGUUUUUUGUUUAACAUUCGAUAACAUGGGAGGACUAAUUCGUGAAUAUUGAUUCUUGUGUAUGCUUGUUUCAGUUUAGACCCUUUUUCAUCAAAUCUAAUAUUUCUUGAAGCCUCGAGGAAAUAGCAUGUAAAAUAAAAUAGACUAAUGAAGGAUAUUGUCACAUAGAAGGUUAUUCAGCUUGUUGUCCUUUUCAUUUCCAAUAUCAAGAGAUGUCAAGCGGACCAGUGAGAAGGGUCUUACCAAAAGACAUACAAGUUGUGCAAAAUCUCAUAGAGCGGUGUCUUCAACUGUACAUGAACCAGAAUGAAGUUGUGGAAACGUUGUUGGCUCAAGCAAAGAUUGAGCCUGGUUUCACUGAACUUGUUUGGCAAAAGCUUGAAGAAGAGAAUCGAGAAUUCUUCAGGGCUUAUUAUCUGAGGUUGAAGGUAAAGCAACAAAUAGAGGAAUUCAACAAGCUGCUUGUGCAGCAGGCUCACUUGAUGCAUGACCUAAAUUCAACCAGAGUUGCCCCAAUGCCUACUUCUAAUGGAUUUCAUAUCUCACCAUUGCACCAGAAUACAGCAUGCUAUGGUCCGGAUCAUACAGGACCAACCUUGAAGCCAGAGAGCAUGCAUCACCCUAUCGGCUCCAGUUUGACAAAUGCAUAUACUAAUGGUGGAUCAUCAUUGCACUCAAGUAUGCAUGCUGCGGUUGAAAUAUCUGCUCGUGCCAAUAGAAUUGAUGCACCUCCAAACAUGCUUUCAAUGCAGAGCUCAAACAUUGGUUUGCUGCAAGGAAUGAAUGGGGGAAUGAUCAAAUCAGAAGCUGGUUAUUCAGGUACUUCCCCUUACAUGUUUGGCGCUGAUGGCAAUGUCCUAGAAGCACGCCCAUCUAUUGCAGAUGCAUCUGUUGCAUCUUUCAGCAGUGUAGACUCCAGUUCGCAAGCCUUGAAUGAGUCUAUUCUGGACGCAGACACUUCUUCAUUUGGAUUUUUAAGUCAGAUUCCUCAAGUUUUCAGUCUCUCGGAUCUGACAGCUGAUUUUACCCAGAGUUCAGAAAUAUUGGAGAACUAUUCAAGAUCACCUUUUCUAGCAGCAGACAAUGAUAACUUCCCAGAUUCUCGUGAAAGAGAACAUCCAGGAGAUAAUAGAAGGCUGGACUCCAUAUCAGAAGGCAUGAGUUAUGAUGAUUUUGGAAGUGAAUAGUAGUCUUAGAAUUUCUGUGUUUUGUUAUUGCAGGUCCAACUGCAUCCCUAGUACAGGUUUUGUAAAUAGCAAUUUAGCUUGGGAGAAGCUUCCUAUGUAGAAACCACUGGAGAUAUUGAUUGGCGUGUAAAAUUUCGCUGACUUCUGUAUGUAGUGAUGACUGUUGACAGUAGGAUUGUUUAGGGUGAAAAAAAGAAGUUCAAAAUAAUGCAACAGUACGUUUUCUAGUACCAUGAGAAUGCAUGGUAAUAAGUUACACUAAAUCUAGGUGUUUGCAGAAACAUAUAUUUGCAGUUUGGUGUGAUGAUACAGUUGUUCUUGUUGAUUGGUCCUUUGCCUUAUGUAAUAUUGGGAUUUCAUUUUUGAAUGAGAUUCUGAAUUUCAUAU
This is a messenger RNA of Populus euphratica (Euphrates poplar), 2446 nucleotides long. RefSeq lists its product as uncharacterized. The transcript is spliced from 7 exons. NCBI's taxonomy places the organism in Eukaryota, Viridiplantae, Streptophyta, Magnoliopsida, Malpighiales, Salicaceae. The coding region runs from base 1085 to 2059 and encodes 324 amino acids. The record is from RefSeq and is a predicted model, not a curated record.